Molecule: messenger RNA, 2013 nt
Organism: Zygotorulaspora mrakii
Lineage: Eukaryota; Fungi; Ascomycota; Saccharomycetes; Saccharomycetales; Saccharomycetaceae
Gene: FAT1
Product: long-chain fatty acid transporter FAT1
Exons: 1
Coding region: 1-2013 (670 amino acids)
Molecular function (GO): long-chain fatty acid-CoA ligase activity; long-chain fatty acid transmembrane transporter activity
Source: RefSeq, a predicted model, not a curated record
AUGUGCUUUCAAUCUAUCUCACGCAUAUUUGUAAAACUCUGGAUACAUCUCCUAAGGCUACUUCGACUGAUUAUUUUACCUUUUUGGUUAUUGCUUAAAUUUAUAGUACAAAAACCAUUCGCGCAACUAGAUCAAAGAUAUAGGAUUAAAGACGAUUUUUAUAUUAUUCCAUAUUUUUUAAAAAAUCUAUUAUGUUAUACUAUCAAAGUUAAAAGGAACAAGUUUCAGUAUUGGUACCUGUUUCAAAAGCAAGUUGAGGAAAAUGGUGAUCGACUAAUAAUCAAUUAUCCAAGGCCAUUAGCAGAAAAGGGUGAGUAUCAAUUGGAAACCUAUACCUAUAGAGAAUUCAAUGAUAUCGUUUUAAGACUAUCGCAUGUACUACAUUUUCAAAAUGGUGUUAAUCCAGGUGAUCACAUCGGUGUCAGUUGCACAAAUAAACCACUUUUCUUAUUUCUUCUAUUCUCAUUAUGGAAUAUAGGUGCAAUCCCAGCUUUACUCAACUACAAUACGUUAGGUAAGCCUUUGGUACAUUCGUUGAAGAUUGCUAAAGUGACAAAAGUUUUUAUCGAUCCCCUGGCCAGUGAUCCGAUGAAGCAAACAGAAGAAUUAAUCAACGAAACUCUCCCUGAGGUUCAAUUGAACUAUCUAGAUGAAGAUUCGCUAACAAGAGAUAUAUUGGAUUUUCAAUCUCCACAGUUUUUACAAGAGGAUAGCGCAAGAUCGCCUCCAGGCUUGACUGACUAUAAACCCGCAAUGUUUAUUUUCACUUCUGGUACUACUGGUUUGCCAAAAUCCGCAAUAAUGUCAUGGAGAAAAGCGAGUUUUGCAUGCCAACUUUUUAGUCAUGUCUUUCAUAUGACUAAUUUUAGUACUGUAUUUACUGCAAUGCCGCUAUUUCAUUCAACAGCUGGAUUAUUAGGUUUGUGUGCAAUCAUCUCCCAAGGAGGAUGCCUCGCUAUGGCUAAUAAAUUUUCUGCUACUUUCUUUUGGAAACAAGUGUACCUAACAAAAGCAACUCAUGUUCAAUACGUUGGUGAAAUUUGUAGGUAUUUACUUCAAUCGCCUGUUUCAAAAUAUGAACAUAUGCAUUGUGCCAAGGUUGCUUAUGGAAACGGAUUAAGACCUGAUAUUUGGCAAAAAUUUAAAAGGAGAUUUAACAUUGAAGUAAUAGGUGAAUUUUAUGCAGCAACAGAAGCCCCAUUUGCAACAACAAAUUAUCAAAAGGGAGAUUUUGCAGUUGGUGCUUGUAAAAACUAUGGUUCAAUUAUCCAAUGGUUUUUGAGUUUUCAGCAUACUUUAGUUAAAAUGGAUCCCGAUGAUGAUUCCAUCAUUUAUAGAAACUCAAAAGGUUUCUGUGAAAAACCUGAAGUUGGUGAGCCAGGUGAAAUGAUUAUGAGGAUUUUCUUCCCCAAGAAACCAGAAACAUCCUUUCAAGGUUACCUGGGCAAUAAAAAAGAAACUGAAUCCAAAGUUAUUCGUAACGUUUUUAGAAAAGGUGAUGCAUAUUAUAGAUGUGGUGACCUUUUCAAAGCUGAUAACGAUGGGCUUUUAUAUUUCCUUGAUAGAUUAGGUGAUACCUUUAGGUGGAAAUCAGAAAAUGUCUCUACAACUGAAGUAGAGGAUCAGAUAAUGACUAGUAAUGACAAACAGUUUGCCCAAGUCGUUGUCGUUGGGGUCAAGGUGCCAAAAUAUGAGGGAAGAGCAGGCUAUGCUAUAUUAAAAUUAGUCAAUCAUGAUUUAUCUGAAGAAGAAAAGCUUAACCUUUUGAAUAAAAUGCUUCUUCAUCUGAAGCAAGAGUUGCCAAAGUAUGCCCUACCAAUUUUUGUGAAAUUGGUGAACUCGAUUCAAAUGACAGAUACCAACAAAAUCGCGAAAAAAGUCUACAAAAAUGAAGUACUGCCACAUGGAACCGAUGGAAAGGAUACAAUUUAUUGGCUGAAGAGCUAUCAAGAAUAUAUACGGUUGACUGAUGAGGAUUGGAAUGCCAUCUGUUCUCAAACAAUCAAAUUAUAA